AUGGCACAGGGGCGCGUCCUCGUAAUCGCUGGCUCGGAUAGCUCUGGUGGAGCGGGUCUCGAGGCAGAUCAAAAAGUGAUCGGGGCUCAUGGAUGCUAUGCUAUGACUGCUACGACGGCCCUGACUGCCCAGAACACCCUCGGCGUAGUAGAUAUACACUACACUCCGCCACCUUUUAUUCGAAAAUUGAUCGAUGCAUGCAUUAGCGAUAUUGGUGUUGACGUUGUCAAAACAGGAAUGCUGGCCUCAGCCGAGACCAUCAGAGUUGUGGCAAGGGCUUUGCAGGAACAUCACGUGAAGCUGACUGUCGUUGAUCCUGUGAUGGUAUCAACAAGUGGUUCCCGAUUGUUACCCAUAGAAGCAAUCCGCGAGUUAAGAGAGGACCUCCUCCCACAUACCACGGUCCUCACACCAAAUGUUCCUGAAGCGCUGCUUCUGCUUUCUGAUGCCGGCUUAUCUGCUGAGGCGCCUCGAAACGUCAACGAUCUGAUCAGGGUAGCUAAGGCUGUACACUCUCUCGGCCCCAAGUUUGUCCUACUAAAAGGGGGCCACCUUCCAUUAACUAGAGAUGGCGAUGUGACCAACAUAGCUGCCGAUAGAGUGCUCAUGGUCGAUAUAUUGUAUGGAGAAGGUGUCAUUACAAGAAUAGAGUCUGCUUACCAAAACUCCAAGAACACGCAUGGGACUGGAUGCUCGUUGGCCUCCGCCAUAGCAUCGAAUCUCGCAAACGGACUGGAUGUCGUCCGAGCGGUGAAGCGUGCUUGUAGGUACGUGGAAGCCGGGAUCAAGACUUCGACCGACCUCGGUCAUGGCAACGGACCCAUCAAUCAUUUCCACUCCACCUACACUCUGCCGUUUACCCCGGGUCGAUUUAUCGAGUACGUCCUAGAGCGGCCCGACGUCCAAAAACCUUGGCGUGAUCAUACCGAACAUGAGUUUGUCUCUGGCCUUGCUGACGGCACUCUGCCCGUUGAGCGCUUCAAGUAUUAUUUAAUACAAGACUACCUUUUCCUGGUUCAAUUUGCAAGAGCAAAUGCUCUGGCAGCUUACAAGUCAAAGGCUAUAGAAACCAUUGCAGAAGCGGCGAAAAUGGUGGAACACAUCCAUCACGAGAUGGCCCUGCAUGUCGACUACUGCAAAGGAUUUGGGAUCACAAAGGCAGAGAUGGAAGCUUCCGAGGAGAGCCAGGCCUGCACUGCAUACACAAGUAGGUAUGUCCUUGACAUUGGGCAAUCGGAAGACUUUUUUGCACUUCAAAUUGCACUUGCUCCCUGUUUGGUUGGAUAUUACACCAUUGCAAAACGACUCCAUUCCGAUCCCAAAACAAAACGAGACGGCAACCCAUACUGGAAGUGGAUCGAGGCUUAUGUGGCCGACGAGUACGUGGAUGCUGUGAGGGUAGGGUCUGGUGAGAAUGAGCAACCCUCUCCAAUGUCCACCAAAUUUAACACGUGCAAAGAACUGAUUGAAAAAUCUGCCCCCUUCCAGUCGCCGAGCCGCAUAGGAGAAUCAGUAAAGAUCUUCAUCCACGCAACAAAGCUAGAGACCGGCCUCUGGAGCAUGGGUAUCGUGCCAGGUAGAUCUGGUGGGUCGUAG
Molecule: messenger RNA, 1596 nt
Organism: Hyaloscypha bicolor E
Lineage: Eukaryota; Fungi; Ascomycota; Leotiomycetes; Helotiales; Hyaloscyphaceae
Product: thiamine biosynthesis protein-like protein (Thi-4)
Exons: 11
Coding region: 1-1596 (531 amino acids)
Biological process (GO): thiamine biosynthetic process
Cellular component (GO): cytosol
Molecular function (GO): hydroxymethylpyrimidine kinase activity; phosphomethylpyrimidine kinase activity
Source: RefSeq, a predicted model, not a curated record